Molecule: messenger RNA, 1422 nt
Organism: Syzygium oleosum
Lineage: Eukaryota; Viridiplantae; Streptophyta; Magnoliopsida; Myrtales; Myrtaceae
Product: B2 protein-like
Exons: 5
Coding region: 59-1123 (354 amino acids)
Biological process (GO): response to endoplasmic reticulum stress
Source: RefSeq, a predicted model, not a curated record
UACUACCCGACGAGCGCCGCCGCCGCCGCCGCCGAGCUCCGUGACGGGGUUGCCGGAGAUGGAGAGCAAUCAGCAGUCGUUCUGGCAGUUCAGCGACCAGCUCCGCCUCGCCAACCUCUCCCUCAGCGACUCCAUCUGGAGCAACGACUUCGCCUCCAGGCUCCCCGAGGAGCGUCGCAAGUUCGACACCCGGGUCGGUGGCAAGGUCGCCCCCGCCCGCUCCAACAACGACAACAACAACGAUGCCAACUUCAACACCAACAACAAUCCCCUGAAGAAUCCGCUCGGCGAGCCGCUCGGCCUGCCCAACGACGUCGCCUCGGGCGACUUCAACGGGUUCAACUUCGGGUGGAAGCUCGGGGGGUCCGGCGCCGGCUCGAACCUGAGCGAGCUGAACCGGUUCGACGACGGAUGGAAGGUCGGGGGGUCGCGGGUCGACGUCCCCGUCAACGGCGGGUACAGCAAGGCGGCGAUUUACGGGGAGCAGCAGCUGGGGUAUCCGUUCAUCGGCAAUUUCGUGAGCCUGAAGGGAGGGAAGGCCAAGAUCGAGGGGGGCGAGCACGGGGGCAAGCUGGGGAAGAAGAGCGGGGGCGGGUACAGGAAGAACGGGAGCGACCACGGCAAUAACAACGCCAGCGGUUACGAAGGUAAAGAGGGGAAGAGCGACAAGAGGUUCAAGACGCUCCCGCCGUCGGAGUCGCUUCCGAGGAACGAAGCCGUGGGCGGGUACAUCUUCGUGUGCAACAACGACACCAUGCAAGAGAAUCUCCAGAGACAGCUCUUCGGCUUGCCUCCACGGUACAGAGAUUCGGUGAGGCAGAUAACGCCUGGGCUUCCUCUGUUUCUGUACAACUACUCCACCCACCAACUCCAUGGCAUUUUUGAGGCUGCUAGUUUUGGAGGGACUAACAUAGACCCGAUGGCCUGGGAGGACAAGAAAUGCCCCGGCGAAUCGCGCUUCCCCGCUCAGGUUCGAGUGAUCACGAGGAAAGUUUGCGACCCGUUGGAGGAGGACUCGUUCCGCCCGAUCCUUCACCACUACGAUGGCCCCAAGUUCCGUCUAGAACUGAACGUGCCCGAGGCGCUGUCUCUCUUGGAUAUAUUCCGGGACCAAGAACCAUGAAAACACCAACGAACCGAGCACUUCGAGGCUUGGAGAUACAGAGCUGAUCCAAAGAAAUUAGGAAACAGAUAGUGUCGUACCUACUAUGGAGGCGAGAAGAAGGAUGACACUUUGUCAUGUUAGGAAAACUUGCAGAAGUAUAAAAGCUGUCUUGUCUUUGGGAUGUAAAUUUUUGUAAGGGCGGUUUGUUUACUUAUUUUGCUCUUUGUUCCCUCAGUUUGGAUGAUAUAUAAUAGGAAACAAGCACAGAAUUUGCCAAAACAGACUUUUAUGAAGGUUAAGAUGAGAACUACUCACUU